Gastrolobium bilobum is the source of this 486-nucleotide messenger RNA. RefSeq names its product protein DEEPER ROOTING 1-like. The transcript is spliced from 3 exons. The annotation marks the transcript as partial. Gene Ontology annotation, biological process: regulation of growth; gravitropism. Lineage: Eukaryota; Viridiplantae; Streptophyta; Magnoliopsida; Fabales; Fabaceae. The record is from RefSeq and is a predicted model, not a curated record.
GCAAGUCUAUUUAAAGCCUUUUGCAGCUGAGCACUUGCUGGACUUGGCUUACGAGAUCUGUGCACUGUACACUUCACUGCACUACCUUGCAAAAUUUCCAUAUAUUUUAGUUAAAGAACCUCCUAAAGAAGAUUCACCAAAAUGAAGAUUUUUGAAUGGAUGCAAAACAAGCUUAACGGGAGCAAAGAGAAAAAGAAACCAAUCUUAAUUUCAGCUACUCAUUAUAUGCUGCAUGAACCUUGCAAACAAGAGUUCAGUGACUGGCCUCAAGCAUUCCUUGCAAUUGGAACGUUUGGGAAUAACAAUUUGAAAGAAGAAUCUGGUAAUAGGACUAAGAGUACUACAGAGGAUUCAUCUUUCUUUCAGGAUUGUAUACAGGAGUUCAUGCUUGAAGAAGUUGGAAAACUUCAGAAUGAAUUGAACAUAUAUUUACGGGGACCUAUGGAAUCAAAUUUGGCUGCAGAACAAAAAGAAAACUCCAAUGAU